Messenger RNA from Polychytrium aggregatum, 2040 nucleotides. RefSeq names its product methyltransferase domain-containing protein. Lineage: Eukaryota; Fungi; Chytridiomycota; Chytridiomycetes; Polychytriales. The record is from RefSeq and is a predicted model, not a curated record. The coding region runs from base 251 to 1672 and encodes 473 amino acids. The transcript is spliced from 7 exons.
UGCUGCUUGCCGUUUCGGCCUCGGCAGGGGCUGAGUCCGCUGUUCCAGCCGUGGCCCGGCCGUCGCUUUGGCCAUCGCCCCUUCGGCUUGCUGGUCAACCAUCCAACCAUCCAUCCGCCCGCUUAUCCAUCGUCCCUCUCCGCCAUCGCACCGUGCCUUGCGCCUUUCUCCUCGCCCUUUAUUCAUUUUCUGGUCCUUCCUCCAGCACACUCCGCCUUCUCCCAGCACCUUCCCUCGUCCAUCGCCCAGGAUGAUCCUUAGAAUUCUCUCCAGGCCAGCCCCUUUGAUUAUUGCGGCCGUUGUAUUGCUCGUCGUUGUGUUGCUCAACUUUGAGCUGAUCAGCCUCGCUUCCCGCCCACCCAAUGCAGGCAUCUCUCAUGACAUCCCCCCAGUCGUCUUUUCAAGCACCGACACCGCCGCCAAGAGUCUCUUGGACUACGUUCGCCAGCCCGUCCAUGGGGUCUGCAACCACACCAAGACCUUUGGCGGCUCGUCCGUGGUCGGGAGCGAGGGGUCCUGGACCAUUUGCAUGGACCUCCUGCCGCCGACCACGUUCCCGUGCGUGGUCUACUCCUUUGGUAUCAACAACGACUUUAGCUUUGACGAUCAAAUCCAUCUCAAGGCCACCGAUCAUGGGUGUGAGGUCCAUUCAUUCGAUCCAUCGAUGGGCGUUCAGUCUCAUGAGCGCACGCCCGGUCACUGGUUCCACGAUGCAGGCAUCUCAGCCGUCGAUAGCGACAACUGGGACGGCGGUCUGACCAGUGCAAACCACGACAAUACCAAGGGGUGGGUUGUCAAGACCGUCCCCUCUUGGAUGAACACCCUCAGCCACAACAAGAUCAAUCUCCUCAAGAUCGACACCGAGUACGCCGAAUGGGGUGCCCUCCAGAACCUCCUCGACACUGGCUACAUCCGCCAGGUGGACCAGCUCGUCGUUGAGGUUCAUUUCUGGACAAGCCGCAAGGACAAGCAGCGCACUGAUGCUCAGGAGAUGGCAUGGUGGAUGACCACUCUGCUGCGUCUGGAGUCGGCCGGGUUCAAGCUCUUCUACAAACAUGAAAACCCGCUGAGUAGCGUAGAAGGUUCAGAAGGAGCAAAGUACCUGUGCUGCCACGAGCUUGGCUUUGUUCGACAACUGCCGAGCUUCAAGGUUGCCAACCGCGUAGAGCAUGUGGCUGCCGACCCCGAGCCUGCUGCCAAGAAGAUCCAAAGAUUGGUCAAUCUGAUCGAGAAGCCUAUCGCCAAAGAUGCCUGUGCCUCUACCGAUGUAUUUGGCGGCACCCCGCGAGGCCAGGGAGACGGCGUGUGGACCAUCUGCCGCGACCUGCUGCCCAAGACCAGCACCAAGUGCAUCGUGUACUCCUUUGGCAUCAACAACGACUUUAGCUUUGACGACCAGAUCGGCGCCGGUGGAGUCGACGGUGGCUGUGAGGUGGGCUGCCCUUUGUCGUCCGCAUCGCAUCGCAUCGCAUCACAUUGCUACAAUUUCCAUUGCCAUCGCAACGGGGCUCGGUCGCUACUCACAUACCCAAUGCCCCCCUCGCCGCUCCACAGGUUCAUUCUUUUGAUCCCUCGAUGGGCGUCGACUCGUAUCAGCGCUCCAGCCGCCACUUGUUCCACAACGGAGGCAUUGGUCCGGUCGACAGUGACGACUGGAACGGCGGCGAGCUGACUAGUGCCAAUCGACAGAACACCCACGGCUGGACUGUCAAGACCGUCCCCACCUGGAUGCAUUUGCUCGGCCACAGCCACAUCAGCGUCCUCAAGAUCGACACCGAGUACGCCGAAUGGGACGUGAUCCAGAACCUGUUCGAGAGCGAAUACAUCCACAAAAUCGACCAAAUCGUCCUCGAGAUCCACAUGUGGACCCACUUCCGCUCCAACCCGUCCUUCACAACCGAGGCUGAGGUUGCCCAGUACUGGAUCAACACCCUCACUCGUCUCGAAAAUGCUGGAUUCAAAAAGUUCUCUGUGCACAAGAAUCCUCAGAGCUCACAGCAUACGCUGGACGGCUGUAAGUUGUGGGUGCGGGUGUGAAUG